UACCCAUCUACCACACUAGUUGAUUUGGCCUAAAAGAAAAAGAGACUAUUGCCACUGAGGUGUCAUUCUUCUCAGGAGGUCUAGCUGUGUUGGGUUCAAUGGUAAUCAAGGUGCUAGCCUCACAAUGAAAGCUGCCUUAGGGAUUCUCAAGUGGAGCCAAAAUGAACUUUGAAAGUUUGCUUUGUUUUGCUUGUCACAAGCAUUUGUAACAUAAAACUGACUGUUGCGGGGACAACCAUAUGCACGAACAAACUUGGAUGUGUUGGGUUGUAGACAAGGGGAAGCGGAGGAGAUGAAAGCAGACAACUAUCUGGUUCUCCUAGUAUAUUGACUUUUGGAGGGAAAAAGAGGACAUAGAGUAAAUAUUUUCUUUCACUUGGGAAGUUCCAGGCUUCCAGGACAUUUCGUGGUUGAGUGAUCAGUCAUCUGAUUGUACUAUUUCCAGCGUCUGGCAACUCUGUACCCCGAAAUUGUCUAAGCAGUCCAAAGAAAAGUGUGGAGGAGCAGUUGGACUUGAAAAGAAGCCUUUGAUGAUUUCCAGAUUGGUGAAAGCGAAAUCGGUAAUCUUUAAGGGCCCUUUGAUCGAUUGAUUCUAAUUUGGAUAAGAAUUUUUAAUCUAUUCUCCAGAUGGUAGAAUCUUCUAUAUAUAGAGGAUUUUAGCAUAACUUGGGUGGAUAAAAGGAAGAUAGCCUUGUACUGAAAUGCUGAGGAGGGUAAAAGAAGGUUGCACUGUUUCGAUAUUGAAUUACCAUCAGAAGCGUACUCUUGUGAAUGUAAAGCUAAAAUGGGUUAAAGAUAGAGUCUUGGAUGGUGUAGUAGCUGGAAGUAGAGAACUAAAGGCGGGAUCUACACUAGUUUCGAUCAUUGCAAAAAAUUCCAGUUCUGGUCUUCCUAUUUACCAUCUCCAAACCAAGCGUGGGCAGCUUGGGCUCCCUCAUGACCUGAAAGUCUCCACUUUCCUUAGGCGAUACCCAAAUAUUUUUGAGGAAUUUUCUUGUCCUGAUAGUGCUGGCACUCCUGUUCCGUGGUUCAAAUUAACUCCCGAGGCCUUAGAGUUUCAUCAUGAAGAAGUUAAUAUUCUCCGCCAGUGCAGCACGGAUAUUAUUAAUAGGUUGAGAAAGCUUUUGAUGAUGACCAACAAGACGAUGCUUCCUCUUCAGACAGUUGAUCAGCUAAAAUGGGAUUUAGGCUUGCCACAUGAUUGUGGCAGUUCAUUGAUAAUAAAAUAUCCUGAGCUGUUUAAGUUGGUGGACCUUCCUGAUGGUCGUGCUGGUCUGAAGCUUUUAGCAUGGGAUAACAAAUUAGCUGUUUCCCAUUUGGAGGCAAAUUCUGCAAAGGAUAACGGAACCUUGAUGUUUCCUAUUGGAUUCACCCGGGGUUUCGGGUUAAAGAGAAAAUGCAUGGAAUGGUUGGAUGAAUGGCAAAAGCUGCCUUAUACUUCUCCUUAUGUAGAUGCCUCUCAUUUGGACCCAAGGACAGAUGUGUCAGAGAAGAGGAUAGUUGGAGUGUUUCAUGAGCUUUUGCAUCUCACCUUACAAAAGAAAACAGAGAGGCAAAAUGUUAGCAAUCUUCGUAAGCCAUUGCAAUUUCCUCAGAAGUUCACAAAGGUCUUUGAGCGGCAUCCGGGGAUUUUUUACCUUUCUAUGAAGGGUGACACACAGACUAUCGUCCUUAGAGAGGCUUAUGAUCGCAAUAAACUGAUUGAGAAGCAUCCCGUUGUUCAUAUAAGGGAGAAAUUUGCGAACAUGAUGAAACAAGGUUUUCUAGAUCGUAGUAGAGGGUUAUAUAAAGACACUAACCAAGGUCCAGAAGAGGAGUACUCUGAUAUAGACUCAGAUUCUGGUAUGCUUUUAGAACAUGAAGCAAAUUAGAUAAAGGUCGUCCUUCAAGAAUUUAAUGUUAAAGUUACAAGCUGAGAGGUGAUUGGAUGUAUCAUGGUUCUUAGAGGCAUGUGGAAGUAGAUUGGAUAUGCUUAUAAUAUACGAAUAAGAUUAGAUAGAGGUCCUUUAAGAGGUACUAUUAAAGUUAGAAGCUGAGAGGUGAUUGGCUGUACCUUUGAGAUUUUCAUUUCUCAUAUGUUGAGGAAGUUCUCCCCAAUCUUUGCUUGUGAUCGGGUCCUUAUCUUAGUUAUUCAGAACAAAUCAAAGAAGACAGCCAUUUUAGAUCAAGAAGAGAGGGAAUUAACAAAUGCAAUUGAAAGAUGAGGUGAGCGUGUGAAUUUACUCCCUUCAUGAAUUACUCUCAAUGAUUAUUAUUUGAUGGUCUUCUGUUCUCUAAGAAGUAUUCAGCUGGAACUGUUGCAGCAACUGACUUGGUGGUGUCACCUAAAUGUGAUGGGGAGUAGAGGAGCAAGAAGAAGAUGAGCACAUUUCAAGAGACACCAUUUCUUUUUGGUACUUAUUUCUCGAGUAACUUGAGAGCGUGGAGUCAGUUUUGAUGAAUAGAAACACCAUCUUUGGUUUCAGCUAUCUGUAUAGAGUUAUUUGGUUUUUAUAUCUGGGCUAGCUUUUCGAGAUGCUUAAG
Molecule: messenger RNA, 2523 nt
Organism: Lycium ferocissimum
Lineage: Eukaryota; Viridiplantae; Streptophyta; Magnoliopsida; Solanales; Solanaceae
Product: protein WHAT'S THIS FACTOR 9, mitochondrial
Exons: 4
Coding region: 702-1871 (389 amino acids)
Molecular function (GO): RNA binding
Source: RefSeq, a predicted model, not a curated record